Molecule: messenger RNA, 2959 nt
Organism: Lates calcarifer (barramundi perch)
Lineage: Eukaryota; Metazoa; Chordata; Actinopteri; Centropomidae
Gene: layna
Product: layilin a
Exons: 8
Coding region: 407-1870 (487 amino acids)
Molecular function (GO): hyaluronic acid binding
Source: RefSeq, a predicted model, not a curated record
UCAGCGUUUACGAUGAGAAGCACUUGCAUGAUUAGAUGUCUUGCGAUCGAUGCAGCCUCUUCUCCCAAUCAUUAAGACUGCUCUUAACAGAUUGCAGCCCCCUCCCAAACACGCACAGCCUUUUCUCCUCCUCCUCGUGCUCCUCCUUCUGUCUCACACAUUCUCUCUUUCACGAGACCAGAACAGGAAUCUUGCCUCUUUAGCACUUCUUUAGCUUUAUCUUUGAAUUCCAGCCUUUUUGGAGCGGAGCACUUUCUCUCACCUGAAGCAACAGCUCCAACCUCUUUAGGCUCAGGCUCAGAGUUUAUCUGGUUUCACCUGAGCUCCACAACAGAUAAACAGGCAGCGGCAUGAAAAAGACUAAACUGAAAUGUAAGAGGUGGUGGUGAAUUGGUGACUGACAAAGAUGGAUCUGCUAACAGUCCUCUGUCACUUCCUGCUUUUAUUUUUUGAUCUGUCUGCAGCUACAAGCCUCAUUACAGCGGAUAUAUUUGAAGCCAGAGGUCAACGUGUGUGCAAGGCAGGCAAAGGGAAGCCGUGUUACAAGCUGGCCUACUUCUCCGAGCUCCGGCGGAGGCUGAACUUUGUUGAGGCUGAGCACGCCUGCAAACGGGACGGAGGGCAGCUGCUGAGCGUGGAGUCGGUGUCCGAGCAGAAGAUCAUAGAGCAGCUCAUCACAGAGCUCCGCCCAACUGAUGGAGACUUCUGGAUCGGCCUCCGCCGUAACCAUGGAGACGACAGCAGCUCAGACUGCUCCACGCAGUACUACUGGCUGGAUGGCAGCAAGUCUACAUUUAGGAACUGGCACUGGGAUGAGCCAUCAUGCGGCUAUGAGGUGUGUGUGGUAAUGUAUCACCAACCCUCUGCACCGCCGGGUCUGGGAGGGCUCUACAUGUUCCAGUGGAACGAUGACAAUUGUGAAACCAAGAACAACUUCAUCUGCAAAUACACUGCAGAGGAGCCAGCAGACCCUUCUCCUUCUCCCAACUCCACUCAGACAGACGUCUUCCCUUCACCUGUGCUGCCGUGGGACCCAAAAGACCACAACCAGGACAGAACAGCUCUGAAUUUGGUUUACAUCAUCAUCCCCACCAUUCCCCUGAUUCUGCUGCUGCUGACAGUGACCGGAGUCUGCUGCUUCAAACUGCUUGCCAGACGAAGGAGAAAACAGCAGAAAUCAGAGGUUUGCCAGACAGACCCAGGCCUCUGCCCCAGCCCGACUCAAACUGACGUCUACAACGUCAUUCGAUCCCAGAAGGACGAUGACCUGGUCUCAGCUCGCCCUCACACCAAAAACACCUCCUUUUUAUGCUCCUCCCCCGACACGCCGACAGGUGACUACGACAAUCUGGGGGGUCGGGACACAGAGAGCGGCUUUGUGACCCUUGCCAGCACAGAGAGCUGCUUCCUAAACUAUGACCUCAAUGACCUCAGCCUUGGACGUCGUGGCACCCGCGACUUCUACGACACCAGCUUGGGUCGCUCGGGAAAGAGGGACUUGAAUGACAGCAGUCUGGGUCGCACUGGGCAAAGAGAGUUUUACGACAGGAGUCUAGGUCGUCGUACAACAAAGAGUGAGCAUUACGGCAGCAGUGUGUAUGGGGACCAUGGAUUGUAUGACGGCAGUAUCAGAGGAGGGAGUGACCUCUAUGAUCCCAAACUGAGGUCAGGAAGUCACACGGUGAAAGCUGACCUCUAUCAGACAUACAUCACCAACGGCAAGGAAGACACUUACCAAACCAGCCUCGGAACCUACGGAAACCGAAAAUCCUACCAAGCUAAUCUGGAUUCCUACAGAAAUGGUCUGAAUCUUGACGGUGGAAGGAGAUACUUCAAUGAACAAGAAUGGAUCAACAGAGAUAACUACUGAUCUCCUUUAUUGUGUGUGUACAGCAGCGGAUGUGUGUGAUGGACAGAGACGAGAGAAUGGCAAAAAAAAAAAAACUGUGCAUGUACAUGGUGGUAAUUGUAUGGUACGUUUCUGAAAAUCAGGUGAGGACCUGAUUGAAUCUCUGACUGAACUGCUGAAUGGUUGAGUUGCAUUGUGGGUUAUGUAGGCUCCAGGUUCUGACAAGAAAGAAAAAUGCUUGGAAUAAAAGAGAGGACGAUAGAAGAGGAAGUCACUGGCUCUGCUGCAUCAAUUUAGAUCCUCUCUUCUUCACCCACAGGUUUUACAGCAGCACUAUACUAAACUGGUGGAGUACACCUUUAACACAAACCCCCCUCUACAUGACAUGACCUCAAGACCUGUCUAUGGGCCUCAAUCAUUGCAGUUGAUAUUGUCCUUUUUUCUUUUACAUAAAUCACCACAAACAAAUGUGCACACAGUAAACCUGGGAGCCUUCAGAGGAAGUCCACUCUUGGGGAGAGGAGGCCCAGUAAAGAAGCCCACAGAGCACCAUCAGUUUAAACAUGUACGAUAAACUCGCUCGUGUGACUACAAGCGCCUUUGACAAUAAAAGUGUGUGUGUGUGUGUGUGUGUAGCAGCCUGUUUGCAUGGCCUCGUCAUGCCGCCUUUGCUUGGUAGGGUAACUAUGAAGGUCUUAGACCAUUAUGUUUGCUGUGCCUGGAAAUACAGUUUAAUCACACCCUUGUUUACCUAACAGGCUACCUCGAACAGAUUGAGACACAAUAAACCGACACCGCUUGAUGGAGAAAAAGACAUCUAAUACAUAUAUACAAAUAUAGAUAAUUUUUAUGUAUAGUAAUUGUGUUUUGAUAUGGCUAUAAAGUGUGAGACGUCCAGAACUUGAAAGGUGGCUCAUACAGUGAAUUCAGCUUGAGUGCCUGCAGCCUGAACACAGCAACGGCAUGAUAUUGAAGAGAAUGAUCAAAUAUAGCAUCAUCGUUAUUAUUUAUUCAGAAUGUAUAAUGCCUUGACAUCUCUCCUGUAAGUGAGAGUGGUUUGUAUGUUUGUUACAUAAGGAAAUCUUCAAAUAAAAUGAGAUUACAACUGAA